Messenger RNA from Phodopus roborovskii (desert hamster), 1686 nucleotides. It is a transcript of the gene Pla2g7, whose product is annotated as phospholipase A2 group VII. The record is from RefSeq and is a predicted model, not a curated record. Bases 176 to 1498 code for a protein of 440 amino acids. NCBI's taxonomy places the organism in Eukaryota, Metazoa, Chordata, Mammalia, Rodentia, Cricetidae. The transcript is spliced from 12 exons. Gene Ontology annotation, molecular function: 1-alkyl-2-acetylglycerophosphocholine esterase activity.
UAUCCCAGUCCUGGGAGAAAACUGUCUGGAGGCCUGCGGUGUUGGCUGUGAGAAGCACUUGGAUCUGACUCGCGCUGCUGGUGGUGGCAUCGGUGCGCCCAGGGCCCCGGGUACCCGGGAGUAACUCAGCGCGGUGCCUAGAACAUUAAACGGAAGCCGCUGCUCAGCUCCCAAGAUGGUGCCACUCAAACUGCAUGCACUCGUCUGCCUCUUCUGCUGCCUCCCGUGGGUGCAGCCUUUUCACUGGCAAGACCCCCUUCCUUUUGACUUUAGGUCGUCAGCGUGGCUCCAAAAGAUACAAGCAGUGAUGUCCGCGGCCAGCUCUGGCCAUAGUAAAAUCCCCAAAGGAAAUGGACCCUACCCAGUUGGUUGUACAGACCUGAUGUUCGGUUAUGCUAAUGAGAGUGUCUUCUUGCGAUUGUAUUACCCAGCUCAAGAUCAAGAUCACCUUAACACAAUUUGGAUCCCAAACAAAGAAUAUUUUUUUGGCCUUAGUAAAUUUCUUGGAACACCUCAAUUUAUAGGCAACAUUUUGAACUUCUUCUAUGGUUCAAUGACAACGCCUGCAAGCUGGAAUUCUCCUGUCAGGACUGGUGAAAAAUAUCCACUAAUUGUCUUUUCUCAUGGUCUUGGAGCCUUCAGAACUAUUUAUUCUGCUAUUGGCAUUGGCCUGGCAUCUUAUGGGUUCAUAGUUGCUGCUGUGGAGCACAGAGAUGGAUCGGCAUCAGCAACUUACUAUUUUGAGGACCAGGCGGCUGCAAAGGUGGAAAACAGGACUUGGCUCUACCUGAAAAGGCUAAAACAAGAGGAGGCAGAGAGAGUUCGGAAAGAGCAGGUACGGCAAAGAGCAAAACAGUGUUCCCAGGCUCUCAGUGCAAUUCUUGACAUUGGACGUGGAAGCCCGAAAGAGAACAUGCUAGGUUCUGAUUUUGACCAGAAACAGCUGGAGGGUGCUAUCGAUGAGGAUAAAAUAGCUAUGAUUGGACAUUCUUUUGGAGGAGCAACAGUCAUCCACACCCUUAGUGAAGAUCAGAGAUUCAAAUGCGGGGUAGCUCUUGAUCCGUGGAUGUAUCCGGUGAGUGAGGAGCUGUACUCCAAAGUCCCUCAGCCCCUCUUCUUCAUCAACUCCGCACAAUUCCAGUCUCCCAAAGACAUCAUGAAAAUGAAGAAAUUCUACCAGCCUGACAAGGAAAGGAAAAUGAUUACCAUCAAGGGCUCGGUGCACCAGAAUUUUGCCGACUUUACUUUUGUAACUGGCAAAAUAAUUGGAAUCAAGCUAACGUUAAAAGGAGAAAUAGACUCCUGUAUAGCCAUCGACCUCACCAACAAAGCUUCCUUAGCUUUUCUACAGAGGCAUUUAGGACUUCAUAAAGACUUCAAUCAGUGGGACUCUCUGGUGGAAGGAAACAACAAGAAUCUGAUCCCUGGGUCACCCUCUGAUGUAGUUACCCUGUCCCCGGCUCUGUAUCACUCUCCGGGAUCGCACACCCAGAAUUAGAGCUGCUUAGAGAGAGGAGGGAGAGGGAGAGAGAGAAUGGAAGAGAGACAGAGACCUUAAUGUAUUUACGCAAAUGACCGUUUUUAAGUGUACACUGUACUAUGUACUAAUGAUGAAUCCCUGGACUAAGGGUUUUCCUCCGGUGUAAAGAACAUAAAGUACAGCAUAUUAAAAUCAUCCGCAAUGUA